Messenger RNA from Radiomyces spectabilis, 1086 nucleotides. RefSeq lists its product as uncharacterized. Gene Ontology annotation, biological process: regulation of mRNA stability; nuclear-transcribed mRNA catabolic process, nonsense-mediated decay; cytoplasmic stress granule assembly. NCBI's taxonomy places the organism in Eukaryota, Fungi, Mucoromycota, Mucoromycetes, Mucorales, Radiomycetaceae. The transcript has 10 exons. Bases 1 to 1086 code for a protein of 361 amino acids. Gene Ontology annotation, cellular component: cytoplasmic stress granule. The record is from RefSeq and is a predicted model, not a curated record. Gene Ontology annotation, molecular function: mRNA binding.
AUGGAUUCUUCAACCUCCACCAUUUACGUCGGCAACCUUGAUCAGAGGGUCACCGAUGCCAUGCUCCAAGAAAUUUUUGCCACCGUCGGCCCUGUUGUGAGCGUCAAAAUCGUUUCAGCUAGACGUCAAGGCUCUUAUUCCUAUGGCGGUGUCAACUAUGGUUUCGUCGAUUAUGCCGAUCCUCGUGUGGCAGAACAGGCCCUCAUGGCCAUGAAUGGUCGCAAAAUUUUCAACUAUGAAAUCAAGGUCAACUGGGCUCAGCAAGGCGGACCUGUAAAGGAGAACACCGCCGACCAUUUCCACGUAUUCGUUGGCGACUUGGCACCUGAAAUCACAAACGAAAUGCUCCAAAAAGCCUUUGCUGGUUUUGGUACCUUGUCUGAUGCUCAUGUGAUGUGGGACAGCGUAUCUGGCAAAUCGAGAGGAUUUGGAUUUGUUGCUUUCAGAGACAAAGCCGACGCGGAGCAAGCCAUUGCUACCAUGAAUGGUGAAUGGCUUGGAUCGCGCGCUAUUCGUUGCAAUUGGGCCACCCAGAAAGGUCAAACCGCUACUCCUCCACCCCAACCUGGUCAGCAGUUACCCUAUGAAGUGGCAGUUCAUCAAACCCCUGCCUAUGUAACGAGCGUUUAUGUCGGCAACCUUCCUCCUACCGCCACGCAAAACGAUAUUAUGGCUCCUUUCCAAAGAUUUGGCUUUGUUCAAGAAGUGAAGCUGCAAGUGGAUCGUGGUUUUGCCUUUGUCAAGAUGGAUACGCAUGAAAACGCAGCCAAUGCCAUUGUUCAAUUGCAAAAUAUGGAUGUUCAUGGACGACCUGCAAAGCUUUCGUGGGGUAAAGAUCGUCCUCCGGCCGGAUGGCACUCAUAUCCUCAACAGCACUGGAACAACGGACAUCAAUUGUAUGCUGGUCGCGUCAAUAACCGCCAUGACGAUUCCCGAUCCCAGUUAACGAACGGAAGUCCCUUCAUGUCAGCUGCUCCCAACUCUUUGGCUAGUCUUGAUCCUCACGCCGGAGGCACCCAAGCUGCGCAGUGGGGUCAACAACAACCGCUUUACGAUCAAUAUCAUGCUGGUGCAUCCAACGUCUAA